AUGUUGAGAGAAGUAAAAGCCAAGAACCCGCGCACUGCGCGUAUCCUCAAAGCGCGGGAGCCGCAACUCAUUGAACCCCCCAAGAAGACCCUGAUUUUCCACGGCGCAAAAUGCCCUCAAACGCUGGACACCGUGCUGAAGACCUUCCACGCUCUGACGAAGCCUUACAACGUUCUCUUCCACAAGAAAAACGAGAAUUUGCACCCAUACGAGAACUCGGAGAGUCUGGAAUUUUUGGCAAACAAGAACGAGUGUGGUCUCGUAGCAUUCGGAAGCCACAACAAGAAGCGCCCCAACUGCAGCUACUCGACCUCAUUGAGCUGCUACUACUUCCCCCGGGACGGCGAGACCAUCCCACCUUUCAACGAACUCGUUAUGGAUGUCGGUCUCGGCCUGCGACCUAUGAUGCUGUUCUCAGGCAGCUCAUGGGACGACCCUACAUCGACCGCGCAUAUCAUUCUCAAGAGCACUCUGCUUGAUAUGUUUAAGGGCGAAGAGACCCACCAGGUCGACGUUGAGGGCCUGCAGUACGUUAUGAUGGUUGGUGCAGAGGAGCCCCAGGAAGGCCUGUCACCGAUCGUUCACUUGCGCUGGUACCGAGUUGUCACCAAGCGCAGUGGUCACAAGCUGCCGCGCGUGGAGUUGCAGGAGGUUGGCCCCAAGUUCGACUUCAAGAUUGGCCGCACACGCCAGGCUGCUCCUGAGGUGCAGAAGGAGUCCAUGAAACAGGGCAAGCGUCCCAAUGAGGAGGCCCGAACCAAGAAGAACGUCAUUACCGAUACUAUGGGUGACAAGAUUGGUCGCGUUCACCUCGGCAAGCAGGAUCUGUCUGAGCUGCAGACCCGUAAGAUGAAGGGUCUCAAGCGUCGGGCGGGCAUGGAGUCUGACGACGAGGAGCCCUCCGCGGAGAUGAUGGAGGUGGAUGAGGUUUCUUCUGACGAGGAGGAGAGCCACAAGAAGGCACGGAAAAACUAA
Penicillium bovifimosum is the source of this 975-nucleotide messenger RNA. RefSeq names its product rRNA-binding ribosome biosynthesis protein RPF2. The transcript has 3 exons. Gene Ontology annotation, molecular function: rRNA binding. The coding region runs from base 1 to 975 and encodes 324 amino acids. Gene Ontology annotation, biological process: ribosomal large subunit assembly; maturation of LSU-rRNA from tricistronic rRNA transcript (SSU-rRNA, 5.8S rRNA, LSU-rRNA). NCBI's taxonomy places the organism in Eukaryota, Fungi, Ascomycota, Eurotiomycetes, Eurotiales, Aspergillaceae. Gene Ontology annotation, cellular component: nucleolus. The record is from RefSeq and is a predicted model, not a curated record.